AUGGAGGAGGCGACGGGACCGGGCAGGUAUAGAUGGGCCGCGCCGGACGGUGAGGAGCAGCUGGCGGCCGCGCCGGCCCUGAGCCGGCUGUACGCCCAGCAAGGAGGCAGCGAGGAGCGGACGCGUCCCCGUGACGAUCCCUACGCCGAGGCCUCCCUCGUUUUGGAGGCGCAGCCGGCCCUUCCUACUCUUUCCGAGGAUCGGAGGGGACCCAGGAGGUUGGUAAUGAAAAGGAAGGUGCUGAGGCGCAGACCCGACGGAGGAGUAGAGGUCUCCGACGAGUCGGUGACCAGCGAACCGGAGAGCGACUCCGAGGUUUGGAGCCUGAGGCAGAAAAUGCUUCAGCUAGGGACCGGUCCGGAAGACAGCAUCUCCGAGGGGGAAAUCGAGACGAGCAGCAGCUCCCUCGAUGAAUCCCCUUACCGGUGGCCCCCUGGGGACAGUCCCCCCUUUUUCCUGGGGGAUUUCGGGAGCCGGAGCUCUCCCGCUUCUCAGUAUGCCGCUGCGGCGGGACAACCCAAGUCCUUCAUUCCCCCGCGGUUUGAGCCGCUGGGACGUAACCGGGGGAAAACCGACCGAGUGGCCAAAUAUUUUGAAUAUAAACGAGAAUGGGAGAAAUUCCGAAUCCCGGGGGAGGAUCAGCGGCAGGAACUGCGUUGGGGCAUCCGGGAGCAGAUGCUCUGCAAGCCCGAGCUCCCCAGCAAGCCGCAGCACCUCUACGUCCCCAACGCUUACGCCGUGCCGACCGAAAAAAAGAGAGCCGCCCUGCGCUGGGAGGUGCGCUGGGACCUGGCCAACGGCCUCGUCCCCAGAAAAAACACCUCCUCCUAAGUUUCCCAAACCCCUGCUCCACACCGACGAUCUUUUAACCGCGCACGUGCUGCUCUCCCGAGUACUUUUUUUUCCCUCCUCAAAGUCCUCGAUAAUUUGGGGAGAAAAAAAAAAAAAAAAAAACAAACCACUUUUUUUUUUUUUUUUGCAUUUCAAGCGGGUUAAAUCCCGGUAUUAAAACUUCACCCAGCGCCUGGGGUUGUUAAACGGGCUGGCUACGACGUCCCUGCCUCCCUACCGCACCCCGCGGAGCCUCUUUCCGAGUUCAGGUUAGAAGGUACGGGGAGCGGGCACCGAAAAACCGGGAGAAAUCGGAACGUAACGAGCCUGGCGGUUUUGGGCAAGUAACUGCCCCUGGAUUGUUGCGUGAGCUAUUAAGGCGGUUUUAUUUACGGCGUCUCGGCGAUGUCUGUCUUU
Molecule: messenger RNA, 1248 nt
Organism: Aptenodytes forsteri (emperor penguin)
Lineage: Eukaryota; Metazoa; Chordata; Aves; Sphenisciformes; Spheniscidae
Gene: HYLS1
Product: HYLS1, centriolar and ciliogenesis associated
Exons: 1
Coding region: 1-831 (276 amino acids)
Biological process (GO): cilium assembly
Cellular component (GO): centriole; non-motile cilium
Source: RefSeq, a predicted model, not a curated record